Molecule: messenger RNA, 702 nt
Organism: Cryphonectria parasitica EP155
Lineage: Eukaryota; Fungi; Ascomycota; Sordariomycetes; Diaporthales; Cryphonectriaceae
Exons: 3
Coding region: 1-702 (233 amino acids)
Source: RefSeq, a predicted model, not a curated record
AUGGAGCCAACCUACGAGGAUAUCAUCGGGUCUAAAAUCUUCAAAUUCAUCGUGGGCUCUCGAAAGAAGGAGUAUCAUGUACACGCAGCAGCAAUUUCUCCGCUCUCCAAGCCGUUGAACGUCUUGCUGGACGGGCCGCAUAAGGAAGCUCAGGAGCUAUGUGUGGAAUGGCCGGAUGUCGACGAGAAGACAUUUGUGCGGUUCACGCAAUGGGCUUAUACGAAGAACUACGUCACAGAAGAGCCGGACAUUGUGCUUGGCCAACACGACAUCCCAUGUUUUGAUGAUAAAUCUGGGGAGAACAAUGGCACUGAAUGCCCCUCUUCGACAUCGGCUUUCAUCCCGCGAAAGAAUACCGAAGGGUGCGAGGAUUACACCGGUGUUUUUAUGUGCCAUGCCAAACUCUACGUGCUCGGCGACACGUACGACAUCCCACAGCUGCGCCAGCUCUCUCUGCACCGACUUUAUGUUACUCUCAGGGAGUUCACCCUCUAUCCGAGCCGCUUCAACGAUCUUGCCACACUGGCUCAAUAUAUUUUCGACAACACGCGCCCAGAUGAUCGGAUCAGAGAGAUCAUCGCACUAUACUACGCUUGCAUAGUCGAAGAUGCUUUGAAACAUGACGGACUGCAGUCGCUCCUCGACACAACACCUGAGUUUGCUUUUGGGUUAAUCUCGAACAUGAGGGAGAGACUUUCCUGA